UUAAUCCGUUUAUGCUUGGUAUAAGUGCUUAAUCUAAGUUCUUAUUCAGCGCUUGAUGGGUUGGUGAACGACGAUUUUUUCCAGCGACCAGCGAUGUGAAGUUGAAUUGUUAUUUGUCUUGUCACUUGUCUGUCAGUCAGUAGACAACAUAUUGAAUAUUGGUUAAGUUUUGUAUCAAAAUAAAUCAAAUAUGGAAAAUUUUAUUGAAGAAGUUUUUUUUGGCGAUGAUGAAAUUAUUCCGGCGGUUAUAAAUGAAGUGAUUGAUUUGGCACAACCGCCUCAAAAUAUAAUACCUGAGGAGAGACAACAAGUCACAAGGAAUGAACAAUAUUAUGAAUAUACGAUUCCCCGAUAUACUAAUGAUGCUUUUAGGGAACAUUUUCGUAUGUCCAGAGUAACUUUUGAGAGGCUGUUUAAUUGUAUUAGAGCUGUUCAUCAUAUAGAAGAUAGGCUAGUACCAUUAGAAAAAAAAUUAUUAUUUACUGUGUGGGUAAUAAGCAAACCAGAAAGUUUUUUGGCGGCUGGAGACCGAUUUGGUUUGGCAAAAAGUUCAGCUCAUAAAAUUUUUUACCAAAUAGUUGAUGAACUUGGGCAAAUUACUAACCAGUAUAUUAGAUGGCCUAAUAUGCAGAAAAUUCAGCAAACUGCAAAUGUCUUUGAGUUACGCUCUCGUGGAAUCCCAGGAGUUGUUGGUGCUAUAGAUGGUUGCCACAUACCCAUAAAGCAACCUGUAAGAAAUGCUAAUGAUUUUUAUAAUAGAAAGGGGUUUCAUUCUAUAAUAAUUCAAGGGGUAUGUGAUGAAAAUGGAGUAUUUAUUGAUGUUAAUAUUGGGAGGCCUGGAAGGAUGCAUGAUGCUCGUGUGUUUCGAUUAAGCGAGAUAUAUGAGUACUUAACAAGAGAAAAUUCAAUUUUGCCAGCCAAUUUACAUUUGAUUGCAGAUUCCGCAUAUCCUCUCCUCUUAAACUUGAUGAAACCAUUUCAAGACAACGGUCAUUUGCCUGAAGAGCAUGUGGUGUACAACACAAAAUUGUCCAGCAUCAGGUCAACUAUAGAAAGGGCAUUUGGCCUAUUAAAAUGUAAAUUUCGACGUCUGAAAUAUCUAGAUGUUAAUAAUAGUCAAAUAGCAAGUCGCAUUGUACUUGCUGCUUGUGUUUUACACAACUUUAUAUUAUUACAAGGCAAUGCAGCACUUGAUGAGUAUGAUAUCGUCAAUGCUGCACCAAAUGAAAAUAUGAUUGAAGGCGUUCAUGAAAAUGAUUUGUUGGUUAAUGAUGCAUCAAAUAAGAGAAGAGAGAUAGUGCAAAUAUGUAACAGAGAAAAUAAUUGAAAUUAUACUAAAGUCACAAUAAGAUGCACUAGAAAAAACAAACUAAGACAUGUUGAAUGUUACAAUAAACUUUGUAGAUCGUGAUUUACAAUGUAUAUACAUUACAAUUACAUUUUAAAUCAUGAUUUGGGAGUGCUUCUUGUAACAUUCAAUGUGUCUUGGUUUGUUUAUUUCUAGUGCAUCUUUAUUGUGAUUGUAGUAUAAUUAUAAAUUACAAAAAUUUGUUUUAAUAGUCCUCAUAUUGAUUUUCAUGUCUGCAUUGAACAUGCCCUAACCAUCUAGGUAUACCUAUACUUUCUCAUUUUGACAUCAAUUUUGCCACCCUUAGACUUCUCCUAAUAUACUCACUUCUAAUUUUAUCUAUUCUUCUCAUUCAACUUAUCCUUGUAAGCACUCCAUUUCUUCCACAUACAUUCGCUGUUCUUUCAUUUAGUUGUUCUACGCCCAAUAUCAUAGCUAGUCUUACAACAGUUUUAUUGAAUUUUUAUCGUCAUACAGCACUCCAUAAUUCAUUAAUAUUUUUUGUAUUUAGACAACGGCAUUAGAUUUGGAUGUCAAAACGUUAAUAAAAUCAUUUUUUUAGUAAAAUUGUUGCUUAUUUUCCCAUUAAAAAUAGUUAAUUACAAAAAUGCCACAAGAAAAUAGCUUCAGAACAACAUCAAACCUUUUUAUUCAAGAGUUUGCCUCCACUGUUAAAAUCUUUGUUCCACUAAAUUAUAUAUUUUACUUACAUUUGCAGUUUGCUGAAUUUUCUGCAUAUUAGGCCAUCUAAUAUAUUGGUUAGUGAUUUGUCCAAGUUCAUCAACAUUUGGUUAAAAAUUUAGUGAGCUGAACUUUUUGCCAAACCAAAUCGGGUUCCAGCAGCCACAAAAACUUUCUGGUUUGCUUAAUAACCAAACAGUAAAUAAUAAUUUUUUUCUAAUGUUAUUACCCUAUAUUCUAUGUCUAUGUGAUGAACACCUCUAAUACAAUAAUUAAACAGCCUCUACAAAUAAAUAUAUAUUUUUAGGAAAACCUUAUAAAAUUUAUACACAAAAAUUACCUCAAAAGUUACUGUGGACAUGUUCCUGAAAUGCAUCAUUCGUAUAUCGAGGAAUCGUGUAUUCAUAAUAUUGUUAAUUUCUUGUCUUUCCUCAGGUAUUAUAUUUUGAGGCGGUUGUGCCAAAUCAAUCACUGCAUUUAUAACCAGUGGAAUAAUUUCAUCAUUGAUGACUUUCACUUGAAAUUUAUCAGUUUCUCCUACAGCUGUUGUAACACUAAAAGUCCACACCCUUAGAACCUCCUGAGCAUUUGUUUCUUUAUUUCAUCUGUUGUUGAUAUGCACUGAAUAAAUGUAAACCGAUAUUUCUGUUUCUUCACUUGUUCAUCUAUACCUGACUCUCUCCCAUAUUAUGGUGGGACUAAGUAGAUUUUGCAUUGUUGAACAUAUCCUUUAUUUUUAUAGACAGGUAAUAAUAUAUCUUGUUUUUUAGUAUAUAGUGUGUAAGAUUUCACAUUUUAUAGUAUGUAUGUAGUAUGCCACAUUUUAUAAACUUUUUGAUAUUGAUUUUAUAUUUUAACUGUUAAUGGGGUUAUCCCGUUUAUUAAAUAAAUAAAUAAAAAAUAUA
This is a messenger RNA of Diabrotica virgifera virgifera (western corn rootworm), 2934 nucleotides long. Its product is annotated as putative nuclease HARBI1. The record is from RefSeq and is a predicted model, not a curated record. NCBI's taxonomy places the organism in Eukaryota, Metazoa, Arthropoda, Insecta, Coleoptera, Chrysomelidae. Bases 191 to 1327 code for a protein of 378 amino acids. The transcript is spliced from 4 exons.